Molecule: messenger RNA, 2512 nt
Organism: Oryzias melastigma (Indian medaka)
Lineage: Eukaryota; Metazoa; Chordata; Actinopteri; Beloniformes; Adrianichthyidae
Product: protein lifeguard 2
Exons: 12
Coding region: 374-1204 (276 amino acids)
Biological process (GO): negative regulation of apoptotic signaling pathway
Cellular component (GO): endoplasmic reticulum; membrane; Golgi apparatus
Source: RefSeq, a predicted model, not a curated record
UUUCUAGAUUUCUCUGGACUUGUGUCCUUGUAACAAAUGAUGCAGGUCCGUGCCUCCCCGUUUUUUUCGGUGCUGUGGUACAGUCCCAGCUCUCGUCUAUGGGUCUGCUCCAUCUGGAUGCUACUAGAACAUCCCUGUUUAGGUGAGGGAGGGGGCCAUCUGCACGCUUUAAACGGUGUCUAUUUGGGAUUACAUCAUCACAUGCGAGAGGCUUUGGAGCAGGCGAGAAAGACACCAAAAGUCUGAGAUCCUGUCUGCGUCACCAAUCCUUGGUUAGGUUUCAGGGUUACAAUAACAAGGAGGGAAACACUUGAGCCUCUUAUACUGGUUAGCGCACGGAUCAAGACGACCGGCUGGAAAAAAGACUGACAUCAUGACACAGGGCAAGCUUUCACUUGCUAACAAGUCCACUGACGGCUCCUCCUGUGAGCAGGCCAUCGUGGCACCAUCUCCUCCGACGUAUGAGGAAGCUACAGUUGGCAUCAGUGCUCCGUGCUACAAUGAUGUUGAGAUGCUUACAGAAUUCACCUGGGAUGAUCACAACAUCAGAAGAAUCUUCAUCCGUAAGGUGUACACCAUCUUGUUGAUCCAGCUGCUGGUGACUCUAGCUAUUGUGGCUCUUUUUACAUUCUGUGACCCUGUCAAGGAGUACAUUCAGACAAACCCUGGGUGGUACUGGGCCUCAUAUGCCGUGUUCUUUGUGACUUACCUGAUUCUGUCAUGCUGCUCCGCACCAAGGAGACAGUUUCCCUGGAAUCUGAUUUUACUUUCCAUCUUUACUCUUUCUUUGGCCUAUAUGACAGGGAUGCUGUCCAGUUUCUAUAACACCAAGUCAGUUGUGAUGUGCCUGGGCAUCACGGCUUCAGUCUGUCUCCUGGUCACAGUCUUCAGUUUCCAAACUAAGAUCGAUGUUACUUCAUACCAAGGAGUACUCUUUGUCUUCUGCAUGGUUAUGUUCAUCUCCGGACUGCUCCUAGCUAUUGUCCUCCCUUUUCAAUACGUACCUUGGUUGGAUUCCAUCUAUGCUGCUCUUGGAGCUAUUCUGUUCACUAUGUUUCUAGCCUUUGACACCCAGCUCCUAAUGGGUAACAAGCGGUACACCAUGAGCCCGGAGGAAUACAUCUUUGCCACUCUCAACAUUUACCUUGAUAUUGUGUAUAUCUUCUCCUUUUUCCUUCAAAUCGCUGGCACCAAACGGGAAUAAGCACAUUUUUUACAAGUGGCAUACAAGUGUGGCAUUGUUAUGAAAAGUUAGUUAGAAUACAUAUUGACUUUAUGCAUUGCUACAGCAAAAAUUGUGUUUUAAAAAAUGUAAAAAAGGCAUCUACUGAAAUAAAUCCACGUCCAUUCACAUUUAAUAGAUGAUUUUAUCCAAAGUGACUUUAAGAUAAGGUACAUUAGCAGCAAAAACUAAAGUCAAAACUUUCUAAGUUGGGGCACAUUUUCAAACCUAUAACUCAAGUUAGCAACUUAGCUAUACCAGCUGAAAACAUUAAAUAUUUUUCCAUUCAUAGUUGAUAAACUAAAUUGGCAAUGAUGACAAAAAGCUGUAUAUGUAUGUUACAAACUUAAAAUAGUAGCUUUUUAGUCUCAUUGGAUGCAGUCUAUAAAACAAAAUGCAUGAGUGCUGUGAAUGAUAGACUAUUCUGAACUCAGUCAUCACAUCUCUAGAAAAAUCUGUGUAACUGCUGCUUUCAUGAGUGAAGGUACACGUUUGUUUAAAUAGCUUUAAACAUAUUAGUGGUUAUUAUGUGUUUUUCUUCCCUUCUGAUCUUGUCUUAAUACUGUGAAUUACAAGAUUUCUCCUCUAUGUACUGUAACAUUGUUAAAAAUAAGGCUUGUUCUGAAAUUUAAAUGACAAUCUGAUAUUGUUGCUGCAGACCUAAGGACUAUGUUACUCACCCUUCUUUAUUUGUUCACUUCAUUUCAUUUUUAUAAAACUCUUUGUGUUCAGAAAGCUUAACAGACCUCACAUUCAAUGUCAUUCCGUUCUUGUGCUUGUUUAGUAUUAGUCCAACAAAAGGGAUUGUAUGAAUUUGAAAUAUUUUAAGAUUUGUUUGUUUGUUUAUUCAACUUUACAACUAAUGCCUUUUGGUUCUAUGACUCUGUAAACUUUGAGCUGACUUGAAGUGUUGACGGACGGUAAAGAUUAACAUGUACAGUAACAGAAUGAGAAUCUUCAUUGACAUGUACAGUAACAGUGCCAAACAAAUGGAUUUGCUAUAAGUUUUGAUAAGGUAUUUUUGGAAGGAUGAUUAAAGCUAUUGUUCAGAUUUAAAAUUUUAUUUUUGUAUGAUAUACAGUGUUUUUCAAGAAAGAUAAAUACAUUGCAAGGUUGAUGAUUUAAGAACAUGUAUAGACAACUUUUUACUUGGUUUAUUACUUGAUUGCUGUACAUUAGAAACAACUAAUACAUUUCAUUGUAGAAAUAGCGUUGCUGUGUUAUUUAAGACAUGUCUAAAAAAACUGGUCAAAAGUCUUCCUUGUUUCAAUAAACUGUACUCAAAUCAUA